This is a messenger RNA of Cylicocyclus nassatus, 543 nucleotides long. NCBI's taxonomy places the organism in Eukaryota, Metazoa, Nematoda, Chromadorea, Rhabditida, Strongylidae. The record is from the annotation of a GenBank genome assembly.
AUGCUUCGUUACAUCUUGCUGGCUUUGGUCAGCAUCUCUUCACAACAACCACAGAUACCAGAGAAUACAUAUGAGACGUGUACGAUGAAGUUGGACAGAGGAGACGCAUGUUGUGCAGCGCCAAACAACUCCAUACGGUUCUUCUUUGAUGACGUUCUGGAACAAUGUUUCACGUACCUGUACGAAGGAUGUGGUGGUGGCAGGAAUACCUUCUACACGGAGUCAGAGUGUUACAGUACUUGUAUGCCAGCCGACAAAUUCAAUUGCGGCGGAAACAAGCCACCCGUGGGUGGCUGUCAUGAACUUGACAUGAAUUGCCCAGCCGGCAGCACUUGCAUCCAAGGAGCUCUUGGAGUGGGAUUAUGUUGUGAAGAUGUUGAAGAAGCAAGAUGGGCAAAAGAGAUAAAUCCGACAUGUACUGUCGGCCAAGUUCUUCUGCGGAAUGUUUGGUACGGCACAGAAAUAUGGUUAGGAAAGAGCUGUGCUCAUAGGCAAGUUGUUCUCUUAAGGCCAUUUGGAGUGUUGGAACGGAAAAACGUUUAA